Messenger RNA from Saccostrea cuccullata (small rock oyster), 1473 nucleotides. RefSeq lists its product as uncharacterized. Bases 220 to 1164 code for a protein of 314 amino acids. Gene Ontology annotation, cellular component: membrane. The transcript is spliced from 6 exons. Lineage: Eukaryota; Metazoa; Mollusca; Bivalvia; Ostreida; Ostreidae. Gene Ontology annotation, molecular function: oxidoreductase activity, acting on the CH-CH group of donors. The record is from RefSeq and is a predicted model, not a curated record. Gene Ontology annotation, biological process: lipid metabolic process.
CGAUAAGAGAACCAAUCUCCAAACAUCCGUUGACCGACUUUCACAUUUUGUCACGUUUUUAAAUGUGUGUAUGUGUGUCAUCUGCAUUGAUUAUGUAACAAAAAGCAAUGAAUUAUACAAACCACAGGCGUUUUAAAUGAAAGAUCGAGGAAUCAUAACUUAGAACUCGACAUUUUUCACGGAAGUCGAUAAUAAACCUUUUGACAAUAAGCAGUAAAUAUGCUGGUUUUUGAGGCAGACACAAACAACUUGGCGAUAUGUGCCAUUGUGACGGUCGCAAUGCAGUUUUCAUUUUUCUUGGUGGCUUGUACAUGCAAGUUUGAUAAGGUUACCGACUUUGCUGGGGGUACUAAUUUUGUGGUUCUGGGAGUAUUGACCUUUUUCCUUGCCGAGACUUACCAGUGGAGACAGAUCAUGGUGACCGUGUUUAUUGUUAUAUGGGGCCUUCGUCUCUCUGGCUACCUGCUGUACAGAAUCAUCAAGAUCGGGGAAGACAAUCGGUUUGAUGAUAAGAGAGAAAACUGUCUUAAAUUUGCAGGGUUCUGGACAUUCCAGGCCUUUUGGGUGUUUACAGUCAGCCUGCCUGUAAUAUUUGUUAAUGCCCCAGACAGUGCCACGUUUCUGACUCCCCAUGAUGACUGGACGCCACAAGACAUUAUUGGUGCAUUCCUCUUUGUCACAGGACUACUGAUUGAAACUUUUGCUGAUUUCCAGAAGUUUGGCUUCAGGAAUGACCCAGCCAACAAAGGAAAAUGGUGUGAUAAAGGUGUGUGGAAGGUGUCUCGUCACCCGAAUUAUUUUGGUGAAAUCAUCAUCUGGAUAGGGAUGUUUAUCAUUAGUACCAGUAUCUGCGUAGAUGGGAAGUGGGCGGGAGUUCUGAGUCCAUUGUUUACCAUGGCCAUCCUACUCUUCCUCAGUGGAAUCCCACUCCUGGAGAAAAAGUCCGACGAAAGAUAUAGAAAGAAUGAAAUCUACUUAGAAUACAAGAAAAGGACUAGUCCUCUAAUCCCUGUCCCCCCUCCAUGUUACGGCUGUCUCCCGGGGGCCUUUAAGUGUCUGUGUUGUUGUGAGUUUCCACUCUAUAAUUAUUUGGACCCAGAAGAUGAAAAGGUCAGCAUUAAAUCUGGGAGUGAUAAAUCUAACCAAGAAAGUGAGAAGAUUUAAUUUAUAGGAUUUGUAACAUAUAAACAACAUUCUUCACAAUUGAAAUAAAGGUUUGAAGGCUGAGAGGGGAGUUAUGUGAAGAAAAUCUACCUCUGAAGUGUUGUCAAGUAUGUCUACCUGCAAUCUUAUCUUAAAUUUGCCAUAUUUAUGUAUAUUGUCUCAUUGUAGUCCUAUCCAUUGUUAUUAUUUAAUAUACAUUAAUUUACUCUUUUUAUCAUUAGAAAUAAUGUUAGUUUGUUGGAUUCUUACAUUGAAGGUGCUACAGAAUUAAAAAAAAAAUACUAUGUACCCUAUAACUUUUUCAAGAAA